AUGUAUCGACUGGUAUUAAUUUGGGUGGUCUUAUUUUUCACUUGGUGCUCCGCACAAUCCAAAAAUUCUUGUCUGUUAAAAAAUAAAUCUACUGACCUUAAUAUCUUUGGUUUUCAUGUGGUUUCUGCUAUUUGCGAUGGUGAUCAUGCAAUUUUUUGCAAAAGCGAACCGAUUGAUGAAAUAUGUAAUACUCACAUAAAGCAAUGCAAGAAUCCCAAUUACGGUACCGCUUUCUGUAAAGAUGGAUAUUGUCUCUGCGCAGCCAACGCUACCGUCGCUGGCGUUUUAACUGGUUCCAAACCUCUAAACACAUGUACCAAAGCAAGCGAAUGUCCUAAAUGUAGUAAUAAAGGCGAAAAGAUGUGUAAAAAUAAGAAAUGUGGUUGUAGUUACCCACUCGCAAAACCCCCAGGUCCUUCCUCAUGUGUCGACCUUAGGCAGCGGUGUGAUGAUCAGAAAAAGUGUUGUCCUGGCUUAUAUUGCAUUCAACGUUCAUUCGAGGAUUAUCCCACCUGUCAGCACAAUGCCCUUAGUGGAGAAGAUUGUUCCAGUGGUAUUACUUGCUACGGUACGUCGCAAUGCAUUGGCGGAAAGUGCUCGCUCCAAGAAGGAGCCAAUUGUGAUUUUGAUGGUGCUGUAUGCCCUUAUGAUAUGCAUUGUGAAACUGCGAAUAAAAUAUGCACUUGUGAUCGUUAUCGGUGGGAUGGUACAUGUUCUAGGAAAAAACGAUGUGAACUCGAUCACUUUGGGGUGAAAGAGCUAUGUCAAUGCCAUCCGGAAAUUGGCGGCCAUUGUUAUGCUGGUUCAGCUACCAGUGAAAAAUGCAAAGAAGCAUGUUUCGCACACAGACCGGCGUGCGAAACGACUUAUACUGUGAAUUUGGCGGGUCUCAAAGGAUGUAAAACUUAUAAAACCGACUCAUGUAAAAACUAUUAUAUAAAUCGGUUUAAUCAAACCAUUGAAAUACCUGAUUUAUUGGCUGGAAUGUUGACUAAAUGUGGUCACAAAAUAUAA
Messenger RNA from Halteromyces radiatus, 1014 nucleotides. RefSeq lists its product as uncharacterized. The record is from RefSeq and is a predicted model, not a curated record. NCBI's taxonomy places the organism in Eukaryota, Fungi, Mucoromycota, Mucoromycetes, Mucorales, Cunninghamellaceae. The coding region runs from base 1 to 1014 and encodes 337 amino acids. The transcript has a single exon.